GUAUUCACCUCUUUCUUUGAAUUCAACUAACAUUUUGAAAAAUAGAAACAAUGGAUUCUUCUUCUCUUAAUUUGCUCUACCAUCUGAAUAUCAACACUUCUUCCCUUCCUUUCAACGUAAACGACUCCGACGAGAUGUUUCUCUAUGGCUUACUUGCUCAAGAAACCACCUCUAGGGACGGUUAUGGAAUGCUGGCGAGUUCACGUGAUUCCAGUAGCUACGAGGAAGUUAGCUCGGUUUCUGAGCCAAAACCCUCAAAGGAAAGGACCUAUAGAGGCGUAAGGCGGCGGCCGUGGGGCAAAUUUGCAGCAGAAAUAAGAGAUUCAACAAGAAAUGGACUAAGGGUAUGGCUAGGGACAUUUGAUAGUGCAGAAGCAGCUGCUUUGGCUUAUGAUCAAGCUGCUUUUUCGACGCGAGGUUCGGGGGCAAUUUUGAAUUUUCCAGUGGAAAGAGUUAUGGAAUCUCUUAAUGGAAUGAAGUGUUACGUAGAAGAAGGUUGUUCACCUGUGUUGGCUUUAAAAAAGAGACACUCUAUGAGGAAGAGGAAAAAUUAUAAAGUAAGGGAAGUAAAAAAAGAGAAUGUUAAUGCAAUAGUGUUUGAAGAUUUGGGUGUUGAUUACUUGGAACAACUCUUGAGUUCAAGUGAUCAGAGAAGUACUAGAAAUGAAACUUUUACCGAGGGAUGUGAUAGCAUGAAUGAGAUCCCAUCAUCUUUAAUCAACAAUAUUUGAUUUGAGCCUUAUGAAUGGAGAAAUUUCUGGCAGUGACGGCUUUCCCCUUAAAGGGGUUAUAUGAGUCAUGAAUUUGUAAUUAGUCUGGCCAGUGAGUUCGCAUAUCAAAUGGUUAGAAAAAAAACACUAAAAUGGAAUUUCUAACCCAAUGUAAAUCAUAGGUCGAUGUAACUCAUUAUUUUAUUUUUAUAUUUUGAAGAAAAAAAAACAUCGGGGGAAAGAUUUUUGGUGGUGGCU
Molecule: messenger RNA, 968 nt
Organism: Nicotiana tabacum (common tobacco)
Lineage: Eukaryota; Viridiplantae; Streptophyta; Magnoliopsida; Solanales; Solanaceae
Product: ethylene-response factor C3-like
Biological process (GO): regulation of DNA-templated transcription; ethylene-activated signaling pathway
Molecular function (GO): DNA-binding transcription factor activity; DNA binding
Source: RefSeq, a predicted model, not a curated record